AAACAACCAAGAUGUGGGUCAAGAUGUUAUGGCUGGUGGUGAUCAUGGCUGCCUUCCUAUCAUCUUCACAAUCACGUGAAGAAUCUCAACAAAACUUUGAAGCUCAAGCUCUUGAGGCUGAUGUAUUAGACUUGUUGACUCCCUUAAUUGGUGACAUAAGCACAGCUCUGGAGGGCUUCAUUAAUAUUGGCAAGAUUGGCAUGGGUGUGGCCAAGUUUAUCAACAUCAUUUCUGAUCAGAUCUUCAAUAUGUCUGCGGAAGCCAUGAAUUUUGGUUCAUACGUCCCUAUGGCUGACAGGAAGAUCCUAGCCAUGUUUGAACUGCUGUCUCGUCGCCUCGACCAGAUAGAACACGGGGUUCAGGGAGUUGCUAAUUCUCUGAGAGAUCUGGCUGAUGGAUUGCAAGAAAUGGUUCGCUGGGAGAUUGCUCUCAACACUAUGGAAGAAUAUGCUCGGCCUAUCAACACACUGUACAAGCGCUUCUUGCUCUACCAGAGCCUCAAGGACAGAGUGGAAGAUCAUACACUGAUGGACUUCGCUAACACUGUGGUGUCCCACGACACUGACUCUAUCAUGUCUCUGAUGGCUAACCCGCACAGCAUGGCUGCUCCAGAGGCUUCUCAACGUAACAACUUUACCCUUCACCAGACUCUAAGGUAUAGGAUGGAGAGGUGCAAGUUUAAUGGGGUGUCCAGGUUCUCCUACUUCCUUAUAUUCUCUACAACAGCGGAUGUGAUUCUUCACAUCUUGCCUUAA
Cherax quadricarinatus is the source of this 755-nucleotide messenger RNA. Lineage: Eukaryota; Metazoa; Arthropoda; Malacostraca; Decapoda; Parastacidae. The record is from RefSeq and is a predicted model, not a curated record.